UACAAUUAGUAUUUGACUGCGCGCAGCCGACAAGAUGGCUGCCCAGCCCUACACGGGUCCUGUCGUCGCGAAAGACGUUGCCCCACCGCCUGCCGUAGAUCCCAAGGCAGAGUCCGCUGCGGAAGGCGCGUUGGAGGGGGCCAAGGUCAAAGGCGAAGAAGAUGAGCAAGAGGACGGCAGCAUGUGGGAAACAGCCUCACUAUUCGAGGAGAUCCUGGAUGAAGUCGAGGCCUUUGAGUACUCUACCAACGGCAUGGACGCGUGCACCGCCGACGAAGCGCGACAACUCAAGAACCGCCUGCAUGACGUGGGUGCCAGCCAGUUUGUGAUGGAGAACAUUACCAGCGAAAAGAUGACGGCGCGCAAGUUGUGCACCGCGUUCGGCGUGAGACUUCCUAAAUUCCUCGACAACGCUCCAGACGAGAGCUUCUACCAGCUGCUUGGCCUAGCGAUUAACCGCGAGCUCAACAAACGUCGAAGACUCGACCAAUAUCAGACCAUUGACGACGCUGCAAAACUGCUACGAGAGCGCAAGAACAUCAUGGUCAUCACCGGCGCAGGCAUCUCCACAAGCCUCGGCAUCCCCGAUUUCCGCUCCAAGAACACCGGGUUCUACUCGCGACUGCUUCAGAUGGGCUAUCAAGAGCCGGAACAGGUGUUCGACAUUCAUAACUUCGACGACGACCCGCGGACCUUCUACGCUCUCGCCGGCGACAUCAUCCCUGACUUAGAAAAGUGGACGCCUACGCACGAGUUCAUACGGCUGCUACAGGAUAAGGACAAGCUGCUCACCAACUACACCCAGAACAUCGACAACGUGGAGGCGCAUGCUGGCAUACGGAAAGAUAAGCUGAUACAGUGUCAUGGCUCGUGGGCAAAUGCGACAUGUCGGAAAUGUAAGUACAAAGUUCCUGGGGAAGAAAUCUUCGACUCUGUGCGCGCACAAAAGCCGGCUGAGUGCAAGCGCUGCAUUGAAGAGAUUGCUGCACAAAAGCCGGGUUUGAAGCGAAAGCGAUCAUCUCACGGAGGCGCCAGCAGGAAAAAGCGAUCGAGCGGCGAGGAUUCGGAGUCAGACGGUGCAUUCGACAUCCCACAGCCCGGUAUUAUGAAGCCAGACAUUACGUUCUUUGGCGAAGCACUCCCUUCGAACUUCUUUGAUCGUUUGAAAGACGAAGACCGAGACAAAGCAGACCUGGUGAUCGUCAUGGGCACGAGUAUGAAAGUCGCGCCUGUGUCAGAAAUCCCAAAUUUCUUGCCGCGUGAUGUGCCACAGAUCUAUAUUUCACGAGAUCCUAUUCACCACAUCAACUUCGAUAUCAAUCUGCUAGGUGAUUGCGACGUAAUAGUAGCUGAACUUGCGCGCCGUGCAGGCUGGGAUCUCGAGCACAAGAUGAUCCCAGAGGGACAAAAGACCGAGAUCGGUACUAUCAACGAAGAGGACCAUACGUACAGCGUGAAAGCCACAGGUCCGGUGCCAGAGAACAACAACGAGAUCAAGGCACAAAUCAAUACCGAAAGUAAGAAUAAAAAUGCAUGAGCUACAUGAUGGGCAUGGCGUAAGCUAUUGAGGGCGUUUGGAAGGGUGGGCAUCCCCAAGAGGUUUACGACACUAGACCUCACAACAGUGUUGCGGAUGACGAGAAGGAGUCUGGCGUUUGAGAUGGAAGUCCAUGGGCGGAAGGGGUAUAGUCAACACCUUUGGAAACGGGUCUGUAAUCGACAGAUUUAGAACGAAGGUGGCAAGACCUGUACAUCAUCUAAUAAAUGACGGAUAUAUUCCUCCCGUGUACCACGUUUUGUAGCACUUAUCAGCCACAUGUCAGUCCUCGCAUAGACCGUCUCAAUCAAUACAUGUUACUGGC
Molecule: messenger RNA, 1862 nt
Organism: Dothidotthia symphoricarpi CBS 119687
Lineage: Eukaryota; Fungi; Ascomycota; Dothideomycetes; Pleosporales; Dothidotthiaceae
Product: SIR2-domain-containing protein
Exons: 3
Coding region: 35-1537 (500 amino acids)
Molecular function (GO): NAD+ binding
Source: RefSeq, a predicted model, not a curated record